Molecule: messenger RNA, 1356 nt
Organism: Drosophila teissieri
Lineage: Eukaryota; Metazoa; Arthropoda; Insecta; Diptera; Drosophilidae
Product: probable G-protein coupled receptor Mth-like 12
Exons: 6
Coding region: 1-1356 (451 amino acids)
Biological process (GO): G protein-coupled receptor signaling pathway; cell surface receptor signaling pathway
Cellular component (GO): membrane
Molecular function (GO): G protein-coupled receptor activity
Source: RefSeq, a predicted model, not a curated record
AUGAAGCUUAAAUUGUUUGGUACAUUUCUUGUAUUAAGCUUGUCAAAAUUUAGAGCGGUUCAUACAGACUCCAAUGAUACUGAAGCGAGAUCAUUUGUAAAUUGUGAUAACAAUUGUAACGACGAUGCAGAUCCCUGGAACUGCAUUCGGAUUUGUUGCCCUCGUAAGAAUAUGGUGGCCAAUGGCGGUUGUAGUUUUGAGGAGCAACUCUUCCGAACAAAACUUUGUUUAAACAUAAAACUCGAUGACAAUUCGACAGAGACCCUAUAUUUUAACAAUCAAACCCUGUUUACUACACCGUUUUGGGAUUUAGAUGAAAUGAUUGGUCUGAGCAGAGAUGAGUACACGUUGUACAAGAACGGAUCCAUAUAUAUUCACUCCGACAAGAGGCUCAAGACCAAAGAGGAAUACUGUUUUUAUCCCCAUCAGAUUUACUCGGACUUCCCAGAAACCAUAUGGAUUGUUUUACACGAGUGGUCAUCGAUAGCGAUACCAGGAGCUUAUGAGCUCACAUCAGUAUCUCUUAUAUGCUAUAUCUUAACAAUCGGCAUUUACCUUUUCGUAAAAGAACUACGAAAUGUCUUUGGAAUGUGCCUGGUGAGUUGCAUAUUCAGCAUAUUUCUUGCAUACCUGAUCUGGCUUAUAGAUGAAUUAAGACUGAUAGAUGACUUUUGCUCAGUGGCAGGUUAUAUCUCGUACUUCUUUGAUUUUGCCACUUAUCUUUGGCUCUCUGUAAAUAGCUUUUGUUUAUGGAAGAAAAUCACUUCGGUCGAUCGCCAAGAACAUCGCCAUCAGUUUCUGUUUUACAGUAUCUUUGUCUGGGGUAUAUCUGCUAUUCCACUAAGUAUAACCUUAUUGAUGAAUCAACUUUGGGAAGAGGAUCUCCAAAAAUGGAACUGGUUGCCUUUAGUUGGCUUCAGUAGAUGCUCGGUGGAGGUUAAUAAGUUAGCUUCCUGGGUUUAUUAUCUUGGACCCUUUACGAUCCUUAGUGCCAUGAAUAUUAUUAUGUUUGCUCUGACUAUCAACCACAUUAAAAAAACGAAAAGAGAAAUCAAUAAGUUAACAAUACGACCAGAUCGGACCCCAGCUUGCCUUACCGUCGAUUUUCAAAAGAUCCUAUCAUAUCUACGGAUCUUCGCAAUUAUGGGCGGAUCGUGGAUAUUAUUCCUCGUUUCGGUUAUAGAAUUGAAUAGCAACCUUUGGAAUAUUUUCGUUAUACUAAUCCGAGGGCUCCAUUGUGGGUUUGGUAUCUUAAUAUGUGUGCUGCUUAUUUUUAAGCGCAGCACAUAUCGCCUGCUCAUUAAUAAGAAAGUUAUCCCCAAAUCUAUAUUAUCUUAUUUUACCCGUUACUCGUAG